AGCUGCUACAACCGAAAAACCAUCAGUUCGAUGUUCAUAUGUUCAUCCUCCAUUCUUGGUUCUAACCCAUAUUUCCUCUCUUCAACUUUAAACCAACCAACCUGAUUCACUAUUCCGAUUUGUUUUCAACAAAGAAUCGACCAUAACCUCCUUAAUUGAUACAUAGGUAAUCUGUCAAUUCAACAAUUAGGAGGCGAUCUUCUUGACGCCCGCGACUGAUCAAAACAGUCCCUUGUCUUCUUCUCUACUAUUCCGAAACCCCACCAUCCACCACCGUUUACCAUCUUUCAUCCAUUAACCAUCAACCAUCACAUCAGCCCAUAUCACAUCCUCAUCCUGCUUUCUGCGACGAACAUCCUCCCGAGUUCUAACCGAGACGCGCUAACGACGCGAACCUGCUAAUCCGAAUUUGAAAUCGAUUCUCGAUCAUUCUUAUUCCUCAUCAUUCCAUCUUUUCUCCUCGAUAAUCGUAAUAAAAACAGCAACCAUGUCGCAGCAACCGACAGCGCCAAUGCUUAUCAACGUUCCUCCACCGCCAUCUAACCCAGAGACGCCGUCGGAUAUGCCUGGAACGCCGACGAGUACUACAACCUCCCUCUCCGCCCUCUCCACGACUGCUAUCAAGGAUGGCCAUCGAGGCCAUGCCUUCCAUAACCUCGGAGGUCCCCGGCAUCAACACCAUUCAUCUACGAAUUCCCUUGAAGCCGAACGGGCUGAUCGAAUUAGCCGGCUUGCCGGCCUCGAACGUGUUUCUACUCUCCGCGCCCCUAACCAAAACCAACACGGCGGGAAUGGCAAUGUCGCACAGCCUGCGCCCGUUCCAACGGCCGCUCAACAGGCAGCAGCGGCUGCUGCCGGUCUAACGCCCGCCUUCUUUGAUUCGAACGGUCAGCCGACAGCUUUGACUAAGAUAAGCACUGUUGGUACGGCUUCUGCGACGGGUAGUGUCGGUGCGCGAACCACAACUGAGGCGGAGCAAUUUGCCGACGCUGAUAUGGACGCCGAUCUGACUGAGGUCGAUGAGGAUGGCAUGUCCAUGGAUACGAACUACCGCACUAUGGAUGUCGACUCUACCUCUGGCCCCAUGGACCCCAUGGACGAGGACAUAUCAAGUCGCUCGGUUGGAGGCUUUGAAGACCGUAUGAGUGAUGAUGGUACCGCCAGCCUUGUCGCCUUUGGCGAGGGCGCAAACAGCACAGUCAGUGGGCCCAUUUAUCACCGCCGACCUCUACCCGGUACCGCUGGCGCAACUGGCAUCUGGGCCUUGGAAAGAAGCAGCUCUGGUCUUAGUCAAGAGGCCAUGAAUCGUAAUCGAGAUAUGCGCGACAUAGGAAACGACACCCCUAUCAGCGCAUCCGCCGCAGCAGAGACACGUCAAGCCAAGUACGUCGAUGGUGUGGCCGUCGAUGGUGGCGGCCACGUCGGUACAUCGGAUGAUGAUGUCUUUGUCGACACCACAACCCGAGGACCUGUACCCGUUCAACCCGGCCAACCCCGAACCAGCGCACUCCGUGAAGGUGUGGGUGGUCCUGCUACAAGGGAAGCCGCCGAGCGCAUCAUCCGAGAACGUCUUGAUAGUGGAGAAAACACACGCGCCCCAGUCCUAGGUAACCCCUCCGGCAAAGAUGGAGAUAAGCUAGGCAAGUUCUACUUCGAGGAGAAGAAGUAGAGUCAGCCGGACAACGGAGCAGGCACUAAUGGGAGUGGGCCUGAACAGUGCGCAGUUGAUUACUAGGUUUUCUUUUACAUGCUUCUAUUAUAGGAUGGAAUGGUGUUGUAAUGGCGUAACGCGGACAAGAUAAAAUACCACUAAACCAUGGCACAAUAGUGGUAAGGGUGGUUCAACCAACUGUCUUUUUUACCCGCCUACUACUGGAUGAUAUGGUUUUUCUUAUCGUACGAGGGCGGGAACCUGGACCUGGAGGAGGCAUACAUGGGGAUACAAAUCGCAGAUCACGGCUUUGACCGUGUAUUACCUGCGAUGGCUUGAUACUUCAGAAGAAUAGGAAAGAAGAGGUAAGGGCUAUUUUGAUUAGGAUGGUCCUACUUGUAUGUUAGGUGAUUUGUCGGCUUGGGCAUAGGGCGGGCGGUUUUAUGGUCAAACCCGAGGCCCAGGAUUGCUUUUAAUACGACGUUGGACGGAUUUGCCGUUGAGUUACUUUUAUGAAGGUUUGUGUUCUGUCUGGGCAUAACAGCGAUGUUAGGAUCCUUCGUGUGCUUGGUGAGACGAUAUGUAUGAAUAUGUAGCCUGCAAGGAAUGCGAUCAUGAGGAUACCUCGGUUUCUUAAUAGGUCCUUUCGAAGUGGAACUUAUCCACUCUAGAAUCUAGAUG
Annulohypoxylon maeteangense is the source of this 2332-nucleotide messenger RNA. RefSeq lists its product as uncharacterized. The transcript is spliced from 2 exons. The record is from RefSeq and is a predicted model, not a curated record. Lineage: Eukaryota; Fungi; Ascomycota; Sordariomycetes; Xylariales; Hypoxylaceae. The coding region runs from base 488 to 1669 and encodes 393 amino acids.